AUGUCAAGCGUGAGCCCAUCACUUGAUGAUGAUAGGAUUAGCAACUUGCCUGUGGCAUUGAAACAGACCAUUCUUGACCUCGUGCCUGUUCGUGAUGCUGCGAGAACAUGUACUUUGUCCAAAGCUUGGAGGGAGACAUGGACAACGCGACCGUGCCUGGUUCUGAAUAAGCUGUUUUACUUGCAAGUGAUUAAUAACAAAAACGAAGAAGCAGAGCAGCUGUCUGCAUUUUCAUCAGCACUCGACAAGAUCUUUGCGGUCCAAACUGGCCCCAUUGUGGAAACUGAAAUCUACAUCCCGUCCAAACUUGAAAGCCAUCAUAUCCAUCAGUGGAUUCAGCACUUGACAGAGAAGGAUGUUGAGGUGUUCAGACUUGAUAAUUCGGAAAACGAUGCUUGCUUAGUUCCUUCUGUUUUUUUCGAUUUUGCAAAGUUGAAAGUGUUAGAACUUGAUAAGUGGAUACUGAGCCCCCCACCUGAAUCCAGAUGCUUCUCUAAUCUAGUCUCUGUUGAUCUCAUUCGUGUUUUGAUCGCUGCUCCUGUAUCAUUCGGGACCCAACUCCAGCAUCUGGAAUUGCACAUAUGUGAUGGCAUAGAACAUCUGGUCUUCACCAAUAUUAACAAUCUCAAAACGCUGAUUAUUGGUAUGAGUUCAAAAAUAGAUUGGCGAUGGCUCGAAAACGCAAAAAACCUGGAACGUUUUAGUCUUGUGUUGUCCCAGGCAGAUUUCAUCAAGAGUAAAUCUGUCAAUUUGAUCAAGCUUCUUAGCAAUUGUACAAGAAUCAAUUUCCUUCUCCUCCAUGAUUUUCUACUUGAGGUACGGUGA
This is a messenger RNA of Daucus carota subsp. sativus, 825 nucleotides long. Its product is annotated as F-box/FBD/LRR-repeat protein At1g13570. Gene Ontology annotation, molecular function: protein binding. Bases 1 to 825 code for a protein of 274 amino acids. The transcript has a single exon. The record is from RefSeq and is a predicted model, not a curated record. Lineage: Eukaryota; Viridiplantae; Streptophyta; Magnoliopsida; Apiales; Apiaceae.